AUGAGCUCAAAUCUUGACUUCUCGUCAGAAGGUCUAUUAGACCUUUCUUUCGAGCAACGUGACCCACGAUACCAAUAUACCAAUAUGGCUACGCGCUCGACCUGGCCACUGCCGCUGGAUAUGGCCUCAGGAGGAUCUGACGAACGACGGGAAACUUCGCCAGGACAUAGUGGACACCAGCAGUAUCAAACAAAUCAUCAUCAUCUUAACUCUCCAACAUUAUUGACAGACUGGCCGAUACAGCAACAACCUCAGCAUUUGUCACCCCAACAACUGUCACCUCAGCAGCUGUCGCAAUUUAUUCCGGAUAACACAUUGAUGGGACCACAGUAUACAUUUGGCAGCCCGUAUCAAACAACACCCCUCGACUAUGGCUUACCGGCAACGACACAGGCGGCACUCGAAGCCAGUCUUCAGAUGGAAGCUCCAUUUAAUGGACUCGCACAAACAGUCGAGGCACAGGCAAAUCAAUGGCAAGAUUGGCACGAAUUCGAGUAUGCCAUGAACUUCAAUGCGAACCAUGGGAUGCCAAGUAUAGGAAGACAGAGCCUUGGAAGCAACUCGCCGACAGGUACAUAUUUGGAAGUAUUAUCAUUACCUAGUUCGAGUAGCGAUCACGGAUGGUCGACGGUCGACACGUAUCAAGAUUUUAAUACAUAUCAACAAGCGCAGAAUGCAGCAAUUUUCAAUCCAGGACAGACAUUACAUUUGCGAAGUCACUCGGACUCAUCUCAAUCUGAUGGACAUCAAUCGAUAGAUACUUUUGGCAGUUUCGAGGAUUUAUCAUCAUAUCCAUAUUCGCCGUAUUCGCCGGGCUCUGAAAGUUAUUUGGAUGUGACUGGUGGACAUAGGAAUUGUUUCCACGGUGAAGCACACCAUCACAACCACGAUAUUAUUAGCCCCGCCGCGGCUGUUCUUCCUCAACCUAUCCAAGCAUCUUCUUCGAAAUCGACUGCGCCUUCGACGACUUCAAAUCGCACUUCCCCUUCAAAUACCUCUUCACCUGCGAGAAGAAACUCCGCGCCUCGCAAAAGUCCCACCGCCAAAGCCACCAAACCCGUUAUCCGCCGCACAUCGAAUGGAAAGAAAGAUGCUCCUCCAACCGAGAAGCGUGUUGGUAGAAGACGUGGACCACUAUUACCGGAGCAGAGGAAACAAGCCAGUGAAAUAAGGAAAUUGAGGGCAUGCUUACGUUGUAAGUUCUUGAAGAAGACUUGCGAUAAGGGUGAGCCGUGUGCUGGAUGUCAACCUUCGCAUGCUCGUUUAUGGCAGGUUCCUUGUACUCGUAUCGAUAUCAAGGAUAUUGGAUACUUUAUGAAGGACUGGAAGGCGGAUUACGAACGUCACGUGGGCCGUGGAGUGUCUGUUUACAACAUCAAGGGUUUCUCACAAAAGGAGGAGCUGCUAUGGAUUACUCACGGAUAUGGGUUUGCUCUUCCGAUUAUGGCUAGAGAGGUUUACGUUAGUGAUGAUAGUUGCUUCAAUGUAGACUGGGUAGAGGGCGUUCAUGAAGAACCUAUUGAAUUUGAAACUCGCACGGAAAGAAUGUCAGCUGGUGCCGAAGGUGUCUCGAAUGAAGCUUUGUCCGAAUAUCUUGAUAAACAUAUCGAUGGACCAUUUGAGGAGUUCAUCGAUGAGUACUUUGAGGGCACCCCUUUCAUUACUGAGAUAUUGAAGACCGCUCACCGCUACUACAUGAAAGAGAAGGUUUCCGUCGUCCGCAAAGCAUUGAAACUCGUCCUUGCCUACAAUCUCACAUUACAUGUUACCAUGGUCGAGCAACGAGGUGAUGAACACCCAAUGCAAGGUAUCAUCGACGACGAAGAUUCCAAAUUCAACGGAAAAGUUGUCGCACCCGUCAUGAUCAAUUUCCAGAUCAAGUGUGCCCUAGCCGACAUGUGGCGAGAACUGCAAAAGGAGAUUCUCGAAGAAUUGUCCUCGCUAUACUCUAGCGUCUACAGUGGCGACAGACUCAAGAACUGGCCUACCAUCUUCAUGCUCGCUUCUAUUCUCCUAGCCGUUUGGGAAGAAAUGCAAUUUGAUUGUCAUUACCGUGUUCCCGACCAAGCAGCCGUCAAUAAAUUCUGCAACGAUAUGGAAACUACGCCAGUUGGUGUUAUCGUCGGUCUCUUCCAUGCCAUCUCUCAAAAGCUCCCUGCGUUCACCGAUUGGGAAACGAGAAGACAUGGACAACUCCUCAACAACAACGUUGCUGUUUGUGAGGCUAUGACUGAAAUGCGAGGUCAUGUUACCAAGCAUGAAUCCUAUCUCAAGACACGACCCGACGCCAAAUUUGACCGUCGAGACUUUGACUGCCUCUCCAACAAAUUCCUCUCCAAACUCGUCAUUCGCGCCAACUAA
Molecule: messenger RNA, 2361 nt
Organism: Sclerotinia borealis F-4128
Lineage: Eukaryota; Fungi; Ascomycota; Leotiomycetes; Helotiales; Sclerotiniaceae
Source: the annotation of a GenBank genome assembly